Messenger RNA from Penicillium subrubescens, 2232 nucleotides. RefSeq names its product putative RING and UBP finger domain protein. The record is from RefSeq and is a predicted model, not a curated record. Gene Ontology annotation, molecular function: ubiquitin protein ligase activity; zinc ion binding. The transcript has 2 exons. The coding region runs from base 1 to 2232 and encodes 743 amino acids. NCBI's taxonomy places the organism in Eukaryota, Fungi, Ascomycota, Eurotiomycetes, Eurotiales, Aspergillaceae. Gene Ontology annotation, biological process: Ras protein signal transduction; protein ubiquitination. Gene Ontology annotation, cellular component: cytoplasm.
AUGCCCGCAUACUUCUACCAUCUCAGUCUUGAAGUCGUGCGCAGCUCUCACCCACCUAAAUCACCAGCUGCCACCUCAUCCCUGGCCCUGGACUCUGUAUGGGAAGCUCUGCUCCCCUUCCAGAAGCGGGCCCGGCCUUCACCUUCAACUCCCACGUCUAGCGGGGGUGAUUCCCUUGCACAAUUGACGCAUACACCUGGAAAAGAAAUUACGCUUGAAAGACGGUUUAAACACGCUUCCGCAUCUUCUUCGUCUGAGCAUCCAUCUUCUAGUAGCGCGCAUCAUUCGCCUUCGUCGUCGCUUCACGCCAAUAAGUACCCCACUACCUCUCCUAACAGCCCCUCCGAUCUCGAAAACGACGUUCGCGCUGGAACUAUCCUUAUUGAUUGCAUCGAUAUGGUCGCACCUGAUGAUGGGUCUGGAAAGCGGACCCAGAAGCGUGGUAGUACUGCUGCCCCUACCGCUGGCAAAGAAGACAAUCUCGUCGCUGCAGGCAUUGGCACUGAUAUCCUAGGUGGCUUGCGCACAAAGGGUCGCUACAUCCCUCUUGAUCAGGAGGUCGGGGACAGUGUCUGGGGGAUCGUCCAUUUGUACCGUGAUGUACAGGAGACUCCGUACCUCGCCGGGAACGAUGAUGAUUACCCAACAUACCUGAAAGGCUCUGCGGCCGCGCGACACCCAAGCGAGCAGCAGGCUGGCGGUGCGAGUCGCGCGUCUCAUACUUGUGGCAAGGGCUCUGCGGAUUUAACGGCGUAUCCGUUCCCUGUGACGGUUUCAGCGUCGGGUAAAGAGGAGGAUGAGUGCUCGACGUUGUGUAUACUGGCGGUGCCGAGUUACUUGUCGCCACCGGACUUUUUGGGGUUUGUGGGUGAGAGGACGAUGGAUGAUGUUAGUCAUUUCCGGAUGAUACGUACGCCGCGCGCCAAUCGGUAUAUGGUUUUGAUGAAGUUUCGGAAUGGGAGGAAGGCGAAGGUUUGGCAGAAGGAGUGGAAUGGGAAGGUUUUUAAUAGUAUGGAGCCUGAGACCUGCCAUGUGGUUUUCGUGAAAUCGGUCGAGAUUCAGGUUGUCGAACCUGAUCCACCUUCGACAGCCGACGCGGUUGUCCUUUCGCCCUCUCAUAAACAUUCUGUGCCAUCUUCUGGUCAGGCUACACUCUCGACGAAACCUCUCGCACCACCUACACCCGCAUUGAUCGAACUCCCCACCUGCCCCGUAUGCCUCGAGCGAAUGGAUGAAACAACGGGUCUUCUCACAAUCAUCUGUCAACAUGUCUUCCACUGCACUUGCCUCCAGAAAUGGAAAGGCAGCGGGUGUCCUGUCUGUCGGUACACGCAGGACGAUUUUCGCAAGGGGAAUGCCUCCACAGAUAGUGAUGAAGAACCCGCCGAGUGCAGUGUCUGCCACACCGACGCUAAUCUCUGGGCCUGUCUGAUCUGCGGCUCUGUUGGCUGUGGCCGCUACGACGGCGCUCACGCCUUUGAUCAUUGGAAACAGACCGCCCAUGCCUUUGCCAUGGACCUCACCUCCCAGCGAGUCUGGGACUAUGUCGGCGACGCUUAUGUGCACCGCAUCAUCCAGAGCAAAUCUGACGGCAAGCUCGUCGAGCUUCCUGCCGCUGAUCACUCAGCCCUUGACCCGCCAGACUGGGCUGACGCCGUACCCCGUGAGAAACUCGAGAACAUGAGUGUCGAAUACACGCACCUCCUCACAUCACAGCUGGAAAGCCAACGCGCCUACUUCGAGGAGAUUGUCGAGCGAGCAGCCGACAAGGCCUCACAGGCUAGUGCUGCCGCCGUAUCUGCAGAAGAAGCCGCCAGCGCGGCAACAACCCGUCUCGCAGAACUGCAGGCACAAUACGAAGCUCUCUCGUCCGACUUCAUCCCCAGCAUGGAGCGCGAGCGCGGUCGUCUCGAAAAGAGAGCCGAGAAAUUCGAAGCUCUGGCCCGCCGCAUGGAGAAAGAUUAUCGUGAGGAGAAGACUAUGAAUACCAGUCUGAUGGAAAGACUGGAGCAUAUGUCGACGGAGAAUGCGGCGCUGAAGAGCAAUGUCGAUACGCUGAAGGCGGAGAUUGUAGAUUUGCAAGAGCAAAAUCGCGAUCUGACGUUCUUUAUUAGUGGGAGUCAGAAGCUGCAGGGUGCUGGGGAGGAUAUUGAGCAGGGGACUAUUAGUGUACCUGAUCCCCCGGCUGAGGCGGCGAAGAAGAAGAGGAAUCGGGGGAAGGGGAGGAAGUAG